AUGACGCCCAAAGGAUUUCCCCUGCUCCUGCUUCUGCUGUUCUGCGUGAUCAAUCGCGUCCAGCUGGCGCAAGCAGUCGAUGCCUGUGGCACCAGCGGCGUGUGUACUUGCUCAGGAACUACUGUCAAUUGCAACGGCAAAUCUCUGACAACCAUUCCAAGUGCAAUCCCCGGCACCACGACGCAACUGUACCUGAACAACAACUCGAUCACCAUCAUUUCCGCAAGCGCAUUCGCAGGUCUGACUGCGCUGACUCGGCUGGAGUUAAAAACCAAUCAGAUCACCAGCUUUCCCGCAGACACAUUUAUAGGCCUGACUUUUCUGAGGGAAUUGUUUCUGAACUACAAUCAGAUCACCAGCUUUCCCGCAGACACAUUUAUAGGCCUGACUUUUCUGAGGGAAUUGUUUCUGAACUACAACCAGAUCACCAGCAUUCCCACCUCUGCAUUCGCAAGCCAGACUGCGUUGAUACAAUUGGAUCUGCGUAGUAACCUGAUCACCAGUUUUCCCGCAGACACAUUUAUCGGCCUGACUAUGCUGAAAAAUUUGUAUAUGGACUUCAACCAGUUCACUAGCAUUCCCGCAAAUACCUUCACUGGCCUGACCGCGCUGACGUUCUUGAGUCUGCACACCAACCAGAUCGCCAGCAUUCCCGCAAACACUUUCACUGGCCUGACCGCGCUGACGUUCUUGGAUCUAACCAACAAUCAGAUCACCAACACGUCCGUUGACGCUUUCACUGGCCUGACGGCGCUGACGCACUUGGAUCUAACCGACAAUCGUAUCACCACCAUUUCUGCAAGCACAUUUUCAGGCCUGACUGCGCUCCGGCUCUUGAAUCUCAAUGGCAACCAGAUUACCACCAUUUCUGCAAACACAUUUUCAGGCCUGACCACGCUGAAUUACUUAUUUCUGACCACCAACCAGAUUUCGAGCAUUUCCACAAGCGCGUUCGCCGGCCUGACUGUUCUGACUGAGAUGUCCCUGAACAACAACUCGAUCACCAGCAUUUCUGCAAACACAUUCGCAGUUCUGACUGCGCUGACGAUCUUGGAUUUAUCAGACAACCAGAUCACCAGCAUCCCAGCAGACGCAUUCGCAAGCCUGACUGCGCUGGAUACCUUGAGUCUGAACGACAACCAGAUCACCAGCAUUCCCGCAAACGCAUUCACAAGCCUGACUACGCUGCACCGCUUGCCUUUGGAAAAUAAUCCCUUGACCACUUUGCCCCCUGGUCUGUUCAAGGGCCUGCCAUAUGGCUUGCUUUUGUCAUCAUCCUUUAUGCCCAAUCUGAGCCCCAACAACUUUACGUUUGGUGGGAAUACUGUCGCUCCGCCCAGCACCUACGGCAGUGCAGCAACGCCGUACUCGUGUGACACAACCUGUGCCACGUGCUACGACUUUGGGUCCAGUGCGUGUUGCGGGAUCAAUUGUCUGACAUGCAAUUCGUCCCAUCCCUGCACUCAGUGCUAUGACGGUUAUGGCAUGCUGGGUGGAUCUUGUGUUCCUCUUGCUUCCAUUGCUUCGGUCGCUUCGGCUGCGUCCACGCAAUCUGCCUCGGCACCCUCGAUUGCCUCUGAUAUUUCCGCUGCCUGGGCGUCCGUUGCGACUGCAUCUUCAGCUUCAAUUGCAUCUCAGGCAUCCGCAUCAGUCGCCAGUGCUUCUUCUGCAUCUUUUGCAUGGCAGACAUCUGCUGCAUCUGCUGCGUCCAAUGCUCCAAACGAGUCAAGCGAUGCAUCCACUUUGCCCAUCAUUCUUGGAGUCGUCAUUGGCGUGUUGGCGCUCUUCUUGUUGGCUGCGUUGUUUGUGGCCUUUCGGCGUCGUCGCUCGCCAACGGCGUUGGCAACCACCAGCACGGCCAUCAAACUGCGCGAACUCACUUCCGGCUCCGGACCGACUGACCAUUCUGCUGAUCACAGUUCCAUGGUGCUCAACGCUUUGCAUCCAGCCAAUGACAUGGUGGCCGCCAAUCCAACGUACAAUACAUUGUCUGCUACCAGCAUCAACGGCUUGUACGAACAUGUCAGCUCGCAGCCCCAUGCUCCUGUGGAUUCGUCCGAACUGUUGUAUGCUGAAGCAGCAGCUUCUGGUGUCGAGUACGCCAACCCGUCGCUGCCCCAUGCCUCGUCUUUUCGUGCGCCGCCCGCGUCCUCAGCAACCGCCUACGCGACGAUUGCUGUCGUACCUUCCACGCAGACCGAGAAUGUCGACUACACUUUGAUUGAAAACUAG
Molecule: messenger RNA, 2232 nt
Organism: Capsaspora owczarzaki ATCC 30864
Lineage: Eukaryota; Filasterea; Ministeriida; Capsasporidae
Exons: 17
Coding region: 1-2232 (743 amino acids)
Molecular function (GO): protein binding
Source: RefSeq, a predicted model, not a curated record